This is a messenger RNA of Procambarus clarkii (red swamp crayfish), 600 nucleotides long. NCBI's taxonomy places the organism in Eukaryota, Metazoa, Arthropoda, Malacostraca, Decapoda, Cambaridae. The record is from RefSeq and is a predicted model, not a curated record.
AUGCCUGGAGGCGAGAAGGAGGGCAGACGAGAACCGCACCUGACCGAGAACGGACCUGUAAGCACCGCCCCCUGGACUGUGGUUAUCCAGUACCCCAUAUUGGCCAGCUACCCUUGGACCUCGCCCCUAGAAGCCGUCGUAUUGCUUCAGCAACCCUGGGAGAAGACUUCAGCCCAAGGUCCCGGUCACCGCGAUGAGCCACCCACCCAGAGGUGCCACCAUCAGGAGGCGCAGCUGCCGUCACUGGAGGCACCACAGAAGAAACCUCCUCAAUGUCCUCGCCCGCAACCUCCAUCGCAACACCGCCCUCCGCCCACAACCGACGAGGCGAUGUAUCCUGAGCCGAACGACGGAGCUUCACAUGAGGCUGUUGAUCGCCAGUACAAUGACCCCCAGCAAGGGGUGCUCCAGAAGAACCCAACGCGGGCGGGCCCAAAGCCGAAGCAGCACGGACACACACAGCAGCAACCUCCACAGCAUGGGGUACAGCCUACCACCACGCCCGGAGACCGGAGCAGAAGGAGCAGGUCCAGAAAGCGGGAGAGCACACUCCAGCUCACAGGGGGCAUCCACCACGGACGCCGAGGCAAUCGCAGCUGA